AUGGAGCGGCCCCCAUGUCGCUUUGCUUCACAUUGUGGACCUCCGACUGCAACGCUUGUCGACGGCCCCUCUUCCGUGUCGUCGUUCACGGAUCCGAGCAGAAAGUCGGACUCGGUACGUCUUGGCUCGCGGCUAUCGGGCACGCCUGCAUGCGACACUCGGACGUCAUCGAUCGACGACGACGCGUCCUUAGAGCUACUGGCGUCGCGCAACCAAUCGUUUUACACGGUGGAUCUGCUCUUGGACGGCGACGGAAAGACGCUCACGAGCGCCCGACGCCACGCCGACGCGACGUCCCGGCGCAUCAUGCGGCCCGACCAGUACGUCGUCGUGUCGCCAGCGGUGCUCACCGAGAUUCGCCGCCGCCGAACGAACCGACGACGCCUCCUCGAGGCACUCCGACACGCGCAAAAGGUGCAUCGCGACACCAAGCUCAUGCUUGCGUCCAAGAAAGAGCUGACAGAUGCGCUGGCCAACGUCACCGUCUCGUACCGGUCGGCCACGGAGAGCGCCAUCAUCGACUAUGUCAAGGUCGGGUUGGACCCCGACCUCCACACGUUCUUUACGUCGGUCGUCAAGCCGGUUUUGACGCCCAGCGACCACAAGGUGCACGAGAAGCGGCGCUCCGUCCUCUGGCUGCCGCCGCCCACGUAG
Molecule: messenger RNA, 654 nt
Organism: Saprolegnia parasitica CBS 223.65
Lineage: Eukaryota; Oomycota; Saprolegniomycetes; Saprolegniales; Saprolegniaceae
Exons: 2
Coding region: 1-654 (217 amino acids)
Source: RefSeq, a predicted model, not a curated record